Cylas formicarius (sweet potato weevil) is the source of this 5824-nucleotide messenger RNA. RefSeq names its product ATP-binding cassette sub-family A member 2-like. The transcript has 22 exons. The record is from RefSeq and is a predicted model, not a curated record. Gene Ontology annotation, molecular function: lipid carrier activity; ATP binding; ABC-type transporter activity. Bases 283 to 5220 code for a protein of 1645 amino acids. Gene Ontology annotation, cellular component: membrane; intracellular membrane-bounded organelle. Lineage: Eukaryota; Metazoa; Arthropoda; Insecta; Coleoptera; Brentidae. Gene Ontology annotation, biological process: transmembrane transport; lipid transport.
ACGGUGUUAACCUUAUUUGACGUUUACGUCUGCGAAUGGUGUGGUUUGUAUGCGAGUUCAUUGUGGGAAUGUGGGUUAUUUUGUUGUGCAUUGUUACUUAUCAAGUUUGCGGGGAUUGACAUAUGGAUGAUAAACGUUACAAAUAGAUUAGGAAAGUAAAAUAGAUUAGUUGCUUGCCAUGGGAGAGGCGAAAAGCUCGUAAUUACUACCGACAUAGGUAGAUAAUAUAGUUUUAAAUUGUUAGUAAUUAACAUUCUUGGUCACAUCGUGGGCCCUCCCGAAAUGAGUCUGCUUCAGCUAAAAGUGGUUUUGUGGAAGAAUUUGAUAAUCCGCCGGAGACACUACUUUCUAACCCUAUGUGAGGCCUUAGUACCCAUAUUGCUAUUUCUAUUGAUUGCCUAUGGUAGGAGUAAAAUAAGCGGGCUGAACAAAACUGAAGUGAGCGAUGUUACUUACAAUGAAAAGAUUGAGAUCAAUCCUACUUUUCAAUCAAUCAAUGCAGAAUCAUUAGUACUUUACACUCCAAAUGAUUUUUACUUUGAAGACAUUAUGCACAGGAUGCAAGAAAAGCUGGAACUAGUUAACAACAAUAUCCAAGGUUUUGCUUCAGUCAGUGAUCUUUUACAAGAUUAUGCCAAAAAUGUAAAUAGUACAGUUAUCUCCAUAAUAUUCAAACCCCACAAUAAUGGCACUACCUUAGAUUACACUGUAAGAUGCCAUGAACAGUUCUUUUCUUGGUCUACUGAAAAACUGUACAUCAGUCCCUAUAGAUUUUCUCCAGGAGUAGGCAGCAUUUACCUAUGGAAAGGAUUUCUCACCCUUCAAGCUGCGUUGGACGUAUCAUUUAUUGAAAAAAGUGGUGGCAACAAGUUGAAUGUCAAAUUCAACACUUUAGAAUUUCCUUAUCCACCUUACAAAAGCGAUUCCGGAUUAAUUUCCCUCUUUAUGGACUUUUUACCACUCAUUACUCUGUUCAGUUUUAUUUUUGUUUGCCCGGCUGUGCUCAAGAGAGUGGUUGAGGAGAAGUAUUCUGGAAUUAAGGAACUAAUGAAAAUGGUGGGCAUGCGAUCAUGGAUGCUGUGGCUGGGCUGGUUCUUGUACAGUAUCAUUCCAAUGAUACUCUCGGUGGCUGUCAUUGUUUUCUUAAUGAAAGUCGAAAUAUUUGGGUCAGGAUACCCUUUGAUAGAAUAUACUGAUGGUACCAUUCUGUUUGUUUUUCUGUUGUUGUAUUGUGUCGCCGCCACCGUCUUUUGUUUCUUCAUCAGCACCUUCUUUACCAAACCCACUCUAGCUACACUGAUCGGGUUAUUAGUAUGGAUUUUGUCGUAUUUCAUACCAAAAUAUUUACUCGGCACUGAUGGUACUACCCCGCGUUUGACGAAAACCUUGCUGCUGCUCUUUCCCAACAUGGGCUUGUAUUAUGGCUACGCAACCAUAGCAGUAUUCGAGGAAAGAGAACUUGGGGUCCAGUGGUCCAAUUGGCAAAAACCCAGCUCUGACAGUUCUAACGAUAUAACCAUGCUUAACGUUUGCGUGAUGCUCGUGGUGGACACCCUGAUAUAUGCCUUGCUUACUCAUUAUGUGGAUUUGGUCAAUCCCGGAAAGUAUGGCGUUCGCGAAUCAUAUUUCUUCCCUUUAAAUCCCUUGAAGAAGAUGAUCAGGAAUUAUUUCAAUAAAGUGAACCACAGGAGCGACGUAGAAAGUGUCCACUUAGAGCAUUUUGAGUCAGGCCGGGGGCUGAAAAAGGGUAUCGAAGUGAUCGGUCUGACAAAACGAUUUUCGAGAAAGGUGGCCGUCAAUUGUUUAUCGAUGGAAAUUUAUCAGGACCAAAUUACAGUCCUGCUCGGUCAUAACGGCGCAGGAAAGUCUACCACAAUGGGCAUGAUUACAGGCAUGAUAAGCAAAACUGCGGGUCAGAUUUUAAUGAAUGGUCAUUGCGUAAAUUCCCGUUCGCAAUUGACCGAAACCAUAGGCCUGUGUCCCCAACAUAAUCUCUUAUUUAAUGAUCUGACCGUUUUUGAACACCUGAAAUUUUUUGCAAUGCUAAAAGGUAGGAGCUCCGCCGAAGCUGAAGAAGAAAUCAACGAUCUGCUACAAAAACUGAAUCUGGAAGGGAAAGCCAACAGCUUAGCCCAUACUUUGUCCGGCGGUAUGAAACGGAAGUUGUGCCUUGGCAUGGCUAUCGUCGGCGGUUCGAAAAUAUUAAUUUUGGACGAACCAUCGUCCGGUAUGGAUCCUGAGUCUCGCAGGCAUCUCUGGGACCUGCUGCUGGGUUGGAGGAAUAAGAAGACGAUCCUGAUAACCACGCAUUUUAUGGAAGAGGCCGAUGCCCUUGGCGACUGGAUAGCGAUCAUGAACGACGGCCGACUGCGCUGCUUCGGAACGCCCAUGUUUCUGAAAAGGAAAUACGAGACCGGCUAUCAUUUGUCGUUGCUUCUGCAAGACACGCGAGACGAUGGCGACACCGUCUUGCAAAUCAAAACGCAUCUGGAAAGGUUCGUCCCUGAAGCGAAGUGCAAAAGCGUCGACGGCAACGAGAUGGUGUUCGUUCUCCCGUUUGGGAUCAACUACAAAGAACUGUUCGAAUUCCUCGAGGAGCACAAGGACGAAUUCAAAAUUGAGAAAAUAUCAAUGACCACCACCACGUUGGAAGAUGUCUUCCUGAACACUAAUAAAACGGAAGAGGGCAAAGCUAAGGCCGAAAGUGACAACGAGAGCCUUUGUUCGAGCGCCCAAGCGAUGGAAGGACAGUGUAAAGGAGACACAAACUAUUAUUUGACGUUCAGAGCGCUGCGAGAAAAACGCCUCUAUUUCUUCAAAAAAAAGUAUUUGACCUAUCUAGUGCCGUUCCUCACUUCUCUGGUGUUCCUCAUCUUGUGCAUAUACCUAGGCGAGUCUGUCACUCAUUCCUCCAUUAGCGACGGCCCCCUGCUCAAAAUGAAACUAGACACUUACGGUCGCACCCGCGUAGUAUUCAACGCUACGUACGACUCUGAAGUCGCCCGGAUUGCACAGCACUAUCGUCGGCUAGUAUUCGCUGCUGGUAGCGAGUUAGCAGAAGUCAAUGACACCUCUCAAGCCGUUAUCAACGAAGGUAUCAACAACAUUGCGUUCUACAGACGGCAUAUGGUGGUGGGGGCGGAGCUAAAAUCAGGCAGCGCCGGCGGUAUCGAAACCGUCGCGCUAUACAACAACCUGGCUUUGCACGCCGCGCCCAUCUCUUUGAAUCUGAUCACCAACGCGUUGGCCAAAUCGCGCUUGGGGCCUCAAUAUUCGAUUUCGAUGAGCAAUUGGCCGCUCGAGAGGAUACGCGACACCAACUCGCCGAAGGAACUGUCAGAAGUUCAGCUCGGCUUGUUGUGGUUGGUGAUUCUGCCGAUCGGCGUGCUCUUCUUCCUAGGCAGUUUCAUUUUCUUCCCGCACAUGGAGCUGUCGACGAAUUUUACCCAGUUGCAGUUCAUGUGCGGCGUUUCGCCUUUCCUCUACUGGCUGGUGAACUAUGCCUGUGACUUUGCGCUGUUCGCUACGUUCGCGCUAGUCAUGGCCAUGUUCAAUUUGAUUUGGACGCCGUUCCGGGGCUUUGAAGAAAUGGUCGCGCUGUUUCUGCUGCUCGUGUUGUACGGCGCGUCGGGCAUACCGUUCGCCUACCUCUUCAGCAGGAAAAAAUCAUCGUCAGGCGCGUUCGCCGUGUUCAUCAUAUCGGGCCUCAUACUCGGCGUAACCCUCACGAUGAUCGUGAUCGUGCUGAACGAGUCCGGCGACGAGCACUACAUGCGGAUGGGUCGAGUUUUCGAGGCAAUUUUCCUCACGUUUUCGCCCCAGUUCGUGAUCACCUAUUUCGGCGUCGCAUACUCGCGCAAAGCGAUCAACAACUACAACUUGGCGCAUAUGCCGCGCGAAAAAUUGAACGCCGUUUGCUUCAACGACCCCAACCCGUGCUGCUACGCGGGGAGCUCAUCUUCCGAGUCGUGCGCUCGCUACAAACAGUAUUGGGGAGUGUUUGGUGCCGAUUUCGCUUACGUCCUACUCGGAGCCGCGAUUUAUUUUUUGGUCAACGUCGCACUGCACAGUUACUGGUACAAGAAACGCAAGAACGACGUGGUGCAAGGGUGGUACUCGUUGAAAAACAUUAUUCAAGGCACGGCAAGUUCGGAGCGCUGCUCCGAACUUGAGAAACUGUGUUUGGACGAAACGGGCGACGACGGCAACGAGAUGGGCACGCUGAGGGUGAAGAAACUGAAGAAGCGUUACUCGGGCCGGGACGUGGUGCGAAACGUCCACUUUAAUUUGAGGAAGGGCGAGUGCAUGGGCAUAUUGGGCGUGAACGGAGCUGGCAAGACGACCACGUUCCGUAUGCUCACGAGGGAGGAGGUCAAGGACGAGGGAUCGAUCGUGGCCGACGGGAGGAUUAACGUCGACCAGAAUGAGUACUUAAAAAGAUUGGGAUAUUGUCCUCAAACCGACGCUCUAAACUAUGCCCUGACGGGGCGCGAAAUCCUCAGGAUCAUGGCGAUGCUCAGGGGCAUAAAGCAGCCGGAACAGGAAGUGAAAAAUUUCCUGAACAUAUUCGACCUGGACGCGGUAGCCGACGUACCUUGCGGAUACUAUAGCGGCGGUAAUAAGCGGAAGCUGAGCUUCGCGGUAGCCAUUAUUGGUUUGCCGGAUUUCGUGUUGCUCGACGAGCCCACCAACGGCGUCGAUCCGUCGACGCGACGCAAAUUCUGGAGUCUAAUCAACACGAUUAAAAAGAAGAAGAACACGUCAUUUAUACUGACGUCACACAGCAUGGUUGAGUGCGAAGCGCUAUGCAACGACCUGAAAAUAAUGAAGCAGGGUACGAUCGAAAGACAGGGCACAAUAUCGAAGCUGAAAGAAGAGAUCGGCGGGUUCAGCAUCAAACUGAAGCUGAAGCACGGUCAAACGGAAACGUUAGCGGCGAGGGAUCGCGAUGAAGUCGACGGCUUAGUGGGACAACAAGAGGCACCGCAACGCCGAAGCGUAGAAGAGCUGAAGGCGGACUUGAUGAAACGUUACAGCGGCCAAAUUAAAGACGAACAUUCGGGUUUGAUCCAUUACUAUAUUGAGAGCAGGACGAAAAGGUGGUCGGAUUUAUUUAGGGAGGUCGAGGAGCUGAAAAGCGCUUACCCAGAACUGAUUGAAGACUAUUCGAUUAGUGAGGCGUCCCUGGAGGACGUGUUUCUUACUGUCGCACGAUCUUAGCACCAAAAAGGUUAUACUUAGAUUUAGAAGCAUAGUGUAUGUGCUGGGUUUUCACACGAAUAUCUCUAUUCAACGAAGCCAAUAGCACAGAUCACAGUCAACAACACUUUUUGGCAUCAAUAGGUAGCAGUAAUGUUGGAUCUCUCGUAGAAGGUAUUGGCAUGACCCAAUAGAAUGAGCGAUUUUUUUAGAAAAUGCAAAAGAAGCAACACAAAAAUUAAAAAAAUAGCAAAGCAAAAAAUUCUAUAUAAGGAAAUUUUAGCUUCUUUGAUGUGAUAAGAGGUGGUAUUUUUCCUUUGUAUUGUAUUGCUGGCAAAAAACACAUGCCAUGCAAAAACGGAAUUUCCUGAUUAUUUUCAUUGUUUAAAUUUGAAAGGUCAAAUCCACAUAUUUUUGCAAAAAAAAAACUCGCCUUCAAACCCAAUACCGAAUUCGCAGUUCUUUUUCCGUUAUUGCUGAUAGUCUGCAGGUGGUAAUGGUCAAUGGUCAAUAUGUAAAAAUUGUUCAUUACAAGUAAUAAUAUUAUGAAUUUUCGCGGCAGGUAGAUUACGCCCCGCAAUUUUUUACAAAUGUAUAUUUUUUUAUCGCUUAAUAAAAUGAAAUC